UUCAAAAUUCAGCCAAGCAACCAGACAAUGGUGCUAAUAUUGAUUCAAAGCCAGGUAACCAGCGCUGCACUGCUGUAUCAUUCAGAUAUUCAGGCAGAUGGACAGAUGUGAACUGCUUUUCCAACAUGCCCUUCAUCUGCUACAGCAGAACCUGCACACAAUCCUCAUGCAACCAACGUCAGUAUCACUUUAUUUCUGAGUCAAAGAGCUGGUCUGAAGCUCAGACAUACUGCAAACAGAAUUACAUUGAUCUGGCCACCAUUGAUAACAUGACAGAGAUGAACAAACUCAUUAAAACCGUACGAGGGAUUUACUUUGGUUCAGCCUGGAUUGGAUUGUAUGAUGAUCUGAACAACUGGAGAUGGUCUCUGGGAAACACAGAGUUAGGAGGAGGUUUUAAUAGCUGGUAUGUUCGGCAACCAACAAACUGGAAUGGACAGAGUCUCUGUGUGUCCAUGACGUUUGAUAGGGGAUGGUGGAUUGAACUGGAUUGCUAUAUUCACCUUUCUUUUGUUUGCUAUGAUGGAAGACAGAAUGCCAGUGAAAGUUAUGUGUAUGUUGACGAAUACAAAACCUGGACUGAAGCUCUGAGUUAUUGCAGAGAACAUCACACAAACCUUGUCAGUAUCAGGAAUGAGAUUGAAAGCCUAAGGAUUCAUUCAUUAAUUCCAAUUAACAGCUACGUUUGGAUUGGUCUGUACAGAACCAGAUCUUGGUCAGAUCAGAGUAACUCUACAUUCAGUAACUGGAGGACUGGAGAACCGAAUAAUGCUGGAGGCAAUGAACACUGCACUGCUGUUUCAUUUGGUGAUGCUGAGGAUUGGACGGAUGAAAACUGUAAUUAUCAGUUACCUUUCAUUUGCUACAGCGUGUCCUCUUUGGCGUCAUCCCGUCAGUAUCACUUUAUAUCAGCGAAUAAGAGCUGGUCUGAAGCUCAGACAUAUUGCAGACAGAAUUACAUUGAUCUGGCCACCAUUGAUAACAUGACAGAGAUGAACAGUGUGAUGAACAAAGUUAAUGGGAGUAAUAAUGGAUCAGCCUGGAUUGGACAGUAUGAUGAUGUCAACAGCUGGAGAUGGUCACUGGAUGAUGAUGAUUUCUAUCAAGAAGAAGAGAGAGAAUUCAGAAACUGGUUUCAUGAACCAAACAACUAUUUAGGCAAUGAACUGUGUGUUGUUCUGGAUUACAACGGAAACUGGGCUGAUAUUUCAUGUGACAGUUCUCAAUCAUUUCUUUGUUAUGAUGAACAAAUGUAUUGA
Molecule: messenger RNA, 1259 nt
Organism: Triplophysa dalaica
Lineage: Eukaryota; Metazoa; Chordata; Actinopteri; Cypriniformes; Nemacheilidae
Product: C-type mannose receptor 2-like
Exons: 5
Coding region: 126-1259 (377 amino acids)
Source: RefSeq, a predicted model, not a curated record